AUGAAUAGCAGCAGCUCUAGCAGAAAUCCGGGCUUCGGUACCUCAGCCAUAUUCAGCAGCUACGUGGAGCACUCGCGGAUUGACAUGCAGGGGGAGGACGCAAACGUGUAUGUGGCCCGGGCCCUCCGCCUAGUCAUCGAGAAUGUGCUCGCCCAGCUAAGCGCCACGCUGGUGGUAACCAUCUCCACGCGUCAUCUGGGCACCGCCCAGUGGUUUGAGUACAUGAUGAACAACCUGGUCGAUUCAUGGCGGAUGACGGCCGUCCAGCUGCUGCGAUUCCGGCCAGAUUCGGUGCACAUCUCAGUGCCGGGACGGAAGCGGGUCAACCUGCUCCUGGUGGACUCCUACAGCGGAUUGCAAGACACCAACAUAACGGCGGACAAUGCCGACUUUGACGAUCCGGAUUACUAUUUUAUCUUCCUGCAGACGCGAGAUGCCUUCAUUCCUGAGGAGUUGCGUCUGAUUCUGAACCAUUGUCUGGCAAACUUUUGGCUGCACUGCAACGUUAUGGUCCAGACCGCCCAAGUGGACGUUCUGGUGUACACCUACUAUCCCUAUACGGCGGCCAGGUGCCAGGAGGCGCAUCCAGUGCUGGUGAAUCGCUUCGAUGGCCGUCGCUGGCUAACGAACUCCUCCAUGUUUCCGGACAAGCUGCGCCAGAUGCACGGCUGUCCGCUUACCGUGCUCACGUGGCAUCUGCCGCCGUUCGUGGAACUGGUCUUGGAUGCGGCCUCCGGCUUAGUCCGGGCCAAAGGAUUUGAGAUUCAGCUGAUGCGCCACCUCGCCCGCCAGAUGAACUUCAGCAUAGAGCUGAAAAAUUUGGCUCUGCUGCGACCGGAAGCCUACCGUCUGGCGGAUGGAGCCAACGAUGGACCCAUAGAGCGGCUUCUGCAUCGCAGUGCCAACAUGAGCAUGGGCUACUUCCGGAAGACAGCGCGCCGAAACCAGCUGUUGACCACGCCCAUGUCGUACUAUUCCGCCAACCUGGUGGCCGUGCUCCAGCUGGAGCGCUAUCGCCUGGGCUCUCUCGCCCUGCUGGUGUUUCCUUUCGAGCUGCCCGUAUGGCUGCUGCUGCUCCUCGCCCUGGUCAUUCACAUGGGCCUCUACCUGCCCUGUAGGCGGCGGCGAAGGAAUGUGUUGGGGGGAGAAAGAGAAGUCAAUGGAGGAGGUCUACAGAUUCUGGGCCUAUUGCUGGGCGCUGCUCUGGCCCGGCUGCCACGCGCCUGGCGGCACCGUCUCAUCGCCGCCCAUUGGCUGUGGGCCAGCAUACCGCUAAGGAUCUCCUACCAGUCACUACUGUUCCACCUCAUCCGCCUGCAGCUGUACAGCACGCCAUCCUUUUCGCUGGAUCAGCUGCUGGCGCAGGGCUUCCAGGGGAUCUGUACGGCGAACACGCGACGCCUGCUCCUCGAGAUGCCGCAGCUGGCCGGCAGCCCGGACAGCAUCCAUGCCCUGGACACGCCCUCCGACUGGGCCGUGCUGGAGGCACUGCAGCGGAAUACCAAGCACAAGAUCUUUGCCGUGGCCAACCAAGACGUGGUCCUGUCCUUUCUGCACUCCAGCAGCCAUCCCAAAGCUUAUCAUGUGGUCAGGCAGCCGGUGAAUGUGGAGUAUACCGGCAUCUAUAUGCCCAAGCAUUCUUAUCUCUACGAGAAGGUGGACGAGACAGUGCGACGGCUGGACGCCGGUGGCUUUAUCCAUGCAUGGCGCCGCGCCUCCUUUAUGGCCCACCGGCGGGAGGUGUUGCAGCAGACCAGCCGGCGGUACAUUAAUCAUGCAAAGCUCUCCGGUAUUUACAUGGUCAUGGCGGCGAUGUACACACUCGCCGGGCUUGUGUUUGCCGGCGAACUAUUGUUUCGGAGGUGGAACUGGACUGGGACACUUCAAUGCUUCUUAUGGACAGACCGACAGGCAUUUGUCAAAAUCGAGGCAUUCCCGAUUCAAUAA
Messenger RNA from Drosophila kikkawai, 1947 nucleotides. It is a transcript of the gene Ir7f, whose product is annotated as Ionotropic receptor 7f. Lineage: Eukaryota; Metazoa; Arthropoda; Insecta; Diptera; Drosophilidae. The record is from RefSeq and is a predicted model, not a curated record.